This is a messenger RNA of Suillus fuscotomentosus, 1017 nucleotides long. RefSeq lists its product as uncharacterized. The record is from RefSeq and is a predicted model, not a curated record. Lineage: Eukaryota; Fungi; Basidiomycota; Agaricomycetes; Boletales; Suillaceae. Bases 1 to 1017 code for a protein of 338 amino acids. The transcript is spliced from 9 exons.
AUGCCGUCAAGUAGUAUGAGCGGCGACGAGAAUAACUCCACUGCUGGCGGUAGUUCGCGCAAGCAUAGCGGCUCAGCACUUUACAUGGGCCCGCGCAAAAAGGCAACCUCCUCGAAUCCCCUUGUUCUUCAUGGGCGACAUUUUGGCCGGACGGUAUUUGCAUUAUGUAACUAUCCUGCUCUUUUGACUUCUGGCAUACUUCGACUCCAAGAAUUGCAAGACUCCCCGAUAGAGGAUUACCCGGCGGAGGUAUUUAUGGAACUGAUAGACUCAUACCCUGGUCUUCUAGAACGCCUGACAAAUGGUGACGAGGAGGAUGUCAUUCACAUAGGAGAACUGACUCUCAAAUCCGCUGUCCUCGAAUGGCUUGUACCCAGAGGACAGGCGGUGAUACCGCCCCUCUCGUGCAACAUAAAGUCUGACCGCGGGUUCAAUCAUGAAGUCACUGGCGCAUUGCUCUGCCCUGCAGGUCUUGACUGGUCCAACGCAGAGACCAAACAAAGUCUUAAAAGCGGUGAAACGGCAGUGCGCGGUGACCAAUGGCCCAUGUUUUUAUAUGCAGGGUACGUCUAUGAUCCAGAAGAUCCGUGGAGGGGUUUACUGAGGAGCGACUUACUUAUCUUCGGUUUCAAACACGUAUUCACGUCUCCAAGCUCCGUAGACAAGGAGCCAAAAGCUACGCGCUCCAGUAAUGCAUAUCUCCAUGGCAUGAAAUCUGUAACUAAAGGGUCCUUGGCGUAUAUUGCUACACAGGUUCGGUUUUCUCUGAGUUCAUCUUCAGUGUUUUCACAUACCGACACUGUCACGGACUCUGAGAAUUUUUACCAUACUAUCCUUGACCUCUUGGACGAUCCUGAUGAAAUCCAGGAAGUAACUGACCUGAUGACGUGGUGGACUCGUCAGGUUUUUCCAAAUUCUUCCUGCUCGCAGCGAAGUAUCAGCCAAAACAGCGCAUUAUCCAAAAUUCAGGAAAAACGGGCUGCCCUGCGAGAACGAAACACUGCUUGUGCUAAUUAG